AAGGCAAAGAUCGACGGGCCGAGUGCUUAGGGCCAGGUGACACAGUCCUGGGUGCCGGCGCGGCUUGACAGCUUCAUCCCCGCCCACUGGCAGGCGAGCGCGGCCGGGCCACACAUGCGCGCGCGCAGGGUCCUUAAAAGCCGCGGCCGCGCGGAGACGCUGAGCUCGCCCACCGAGCGCAGGCGGCGACAUGCACGUGAACGGCAAAGUGGCGCUGGUGACUGGCGCGGCCCAGGGCAUCGGGCGAGCCUUCGCCGAGGCGCUGCUGCUCAAGGGCGCCAAGGUAGCUCUGGUCGAUUGGAAUCUCGAAGCAGGUGUCAAGUGUAAAGCCGCCCUGGAUGAGCAGUUUGAACCUCAGAAGACUCUGUUUAUUCAGUGCGAUGUGGCCGAUCAGGAACAACUGAGAGAUACUUUUAGGAAAGUUGUAGACCACUUUGGAAAGCUGGACAUCUUGGUCAAUAAUGCUGGAGUGAAUAAUGAGAAAAACUGGGAAAAAACUCUGCAGAUUAAUUUGGUUUCUGUGAUCAGUGGAACCUACCUGGGCUUGGAUUACAUGAGCAAGCAAAAUGGAGGUGAAGGUGGCAUCAUUAUUAAUAUGUCCUCUUUAGCAGGGCUCAUGCCUGUUGCACAGCAGCCUGUUUAUUGUGCUUCAAAACAUGGCAUAGUUGGAUUCACACGCUCGGCAGCGAUGGCUGCUAAUCUCAUGAACAGUGGUGUGAGACUGAACGCAAUUUGCCCAGGCUUUGUUGAUACACCCAUCCUCAAAUCCAUUGAAAAAGAAGAAAACAUGGGGAAAUAUAUAGAAUACAUGGGUCCUAUCAAGGAUAUGAUGAAAUACUAUGGAAUUUUGGACCCUUCAAUGAUUGCCAAUGGAUUAAUAACACUCAUUGAGGAUGAUGCUUUGAAUGGUGCUAUUAUGAAGAUCACAACUUCUAAGGGAAUUCAUUUUCAAGAUUACGACACAACCCCAUUUCACACGAAAAUGCAGUGAACAUCUUAUAUGUCAGCUUUAACUGAAAAGAAGCACAAAUGACAUACUCCAUCUUCUAUUGAAUAUAGCUUUUUAAGUGAAAUGUUACUGUUUUAAGCCUUCCUUUCACGCAUGUGAUGUUCAUUUUCUCUAAAUGAUUAGUUAAGUAUAUAGACUUUAAAAAAUGAGGAACUAUCAAAAAUAUGACAUGAACCAAAGCUAGGUUUUGAUCUUUAUAGUCUAAACAAGGGAUAUUCCAGGAAUAUUCUGCCUUUCAGAAGAUGUAUUUAAAUUUGUGAUUCAUAAAUGUUAAUUUCUUCAGAACUUCAUUUUAAAAGAGAUACUUGAAUUGUUAUUUAAGUCAAAGCAGAUGUAAAAAGCUCAUUUUGUCUCUAUGUUCACACUUUAAAAGAAGGAAGCUACCUACAAUGGCAAAAUUUAGUAACAAUAACUUCUACUUAUGCACCAUCUUUCAGCUGACUGUUUCAGCUCUUUGAGAACAUGGCAUAUGUAGGGCCCAGUAGGUAAGGAGUAAAUUACUGUAUGAAUAUAUCCCAAAUGAAAAAGCUAAUGUAUGGAAAAAUGACAAAAAAUAACUGGCUGGGGUGUUGAUCUACAGUUCACCCUUCCAUCUGGUGAAAACAUCUUUUCCUCUGUGCUUGCUUUAAAAAUUUUGACUCCAAAAAUCUCAGGAAUGAAACUUUUAAUAGCUAUAGCAAAAAAAGCAUAGUUAGUACUCCUAAAAUGUUGUAUUUAAGACACACUUGUUAAGAAAGAAAUACAAAUGUAAUUUUUUUCAGAUUCCUUCUUUAUUUGUGCCAAUUUCAAAAAUGCCUGCUUUUCAGUAAAACUUUUUUUUUCUUCUAAUCUUCAUGAGUUACUCAGUGUUCUAUGUAUAGAUGUAGAGAAGAAACCAAUUUUGUGACAGCCUCAACUGAAGAUGUUUUUGUGUUUUCAAAGUCAUAAUAAGAAAUAAAAAUAGCUGUGGUAUUUUGCCAUUUUCCCUGUCAGGUAUUUUAAGACAGGAUCAUUAAAUGCACCUGCUUCGGGUAAUACUAUUUGCAAGCAAUAAUUAAUGCUAAUAAUAAUGACAUGCAAGAUUUCCAAAUCAAUCAUUUACUUGUAGAAAUAUUGAAAAGUACCUCAUUCUGCCUGCUAGCUCCUAAGCUCCCAUGUGGAGCAAAAUCCAUCCAUGCGAGAUUAGUAUGGAUUCCUUAGAGAUAUUGGUGAGUUGUCAGAUUAUGACUCUGUUUUAAUUCUGCCAUAGAGAUCUAUUACCUUCACUUUUAAGGAGUGGAUUGAAUAUGAGGAACUGUUGUCUAGAUGUCCACAUACUUGAAAAACACCAAGAAGUGAACAUCAGUGAAAAUCUAAGAAAAGUUAAGUUGUAUAAUUAGGCACAAUCGUGUUCAUAACUUGUGGCGGUAACAAACCAGUUAGUGAUAUAGAUAUGAGGAAUAUCAUUUAUCUUACUCUGUCUUCCACUGUAAUGCUCAAAGCUGUAGCUUAAGCUUUUAAUUUAUGGAGAAGUGUUUGUACUGGUGGCCUUCACUAUACAUUGUGCUUUGAAUUAUUGUUUUUAAAUCAAUAAACUAUGCAGACAUUUAAACCCAAAUACUGAGUAAAACUGAAAAGAAUGUGUUCUAUUUUUUAAGAUUAUUUUUACAUUAAAAUGUUUAUUCUAUAAACAACUUUAAAUAAAUCAUAAUGUUAUAUGGUGCUGUAUAUACUGGUUAAGAAAAAUAAAUAUUAAAUUUCCAGGGAAGGGAGUGGUGAAAUCUUAAAUGGAAUUUUUCAGUGAAAACCCUAAUGUAAAUAAUUUUUUUGAACAAAUUUUUCUUAGUAAGUGAAGUAGGGCUCCCAAGGUAGCAAAACUAAAAAUGUAUGGGUACUGAAAAAAGAUUAAGAGAUUGGAUAAUGACUCUGAAAUGUCUCACACACUUAGUUGUCCCAUAUGAACAUAAUUUUAUAUACUUGUAGUAACAUUUAAAAUAGAAGUGAUUAUGUGAUAAUUUCUAAUUUUGCCCUGUGUAUAAAUUUAGGACACUGAAGAGGUCUGACAGUGUACAUAUUUAAUAAAAAUUUAAGGCAUUUCACAAAUUAAGUAUAAUUUAUGAAUAGCUUUUUCUUGCAUGUUGCA
Messenger RNA from Bubalus bubalis (water buffalo), 3110 nucleotides. It is a transcript of the gene HPGD, whose product is annotated as 15-hydroxyprostaglandin dehydrogenase. Gene Ontology annotation, cellular component: cytoplasm. The record is from RefSeq and is a predicted model, not a curated record. Lineage: Eukaryota; Metazoa; Chordata; Mammalia; Artiodactyla; Bovidae. The transcript is spliced from 7 exons. Gene Ontology annotation, molecular function: oxidoreductase activity, acting on the CH-OH group of donors, NAD or NADP as acceptor. The coding region runs from base 191 to 991 and encodes 266 amino acids.